AUGAAGGAAUGCUGUCUCACGUCCCUCGGUUUUUUCAUAUACGCUUCCUGCUAUGCCGUGCCAUACUUCGUGUCAUCCAAAAAGGUUGCUGACCUGUUGGUGGACGGGUCUGGACAAUACGUGUACGGACUGGAUGUAACCUUGGCCGUAUACUGGUACAUCCUUGGGGGAGUAUUUGCUGGGCUGCUGAUAGCGGCGGGACUUGUUUUCUGUAUAGUGAAGCAGUUUGGGGAAAGUAUACAGACGAAAAUACGCCUUCCAAUUCUACUUUAUUGGAUCUUCUCCGUGCUCCCGUCUGUUAUAUUACUGGUCUUGUCAUACAAGGUCUACGGUAAGACUGUCCCUUGUGACGUCAACACUACUUCGACGUGCCAAACCUCUGGCGUCAAUGAGCACGCAUUGGCAGAUUCGAAGUUCGAGGCAUUCGACGCUUACUCGGUCAUGGUGGUCCAUUUGAUUCUCGUGGUACUGGUGGGCUGCGAAUGGUUUGCCAAAUUUAAAGAAAACGACUAUGAAAUGAAAUACAUCUUCUUUGCCGAAUGUGGAGCGGAAUUUCUCCCCAUUUACGACAUUUCGGAAAUGUGGAAUCUUCUAAUGCAGAAGGAAGUGCUCUUAAAUGACAUCCUUUUAACGGUAGUCGUAAUAUCCGGUGUCACCAGCAUGCUGAGAUUUGUCCCCACGCCACAGAAAGUUGACGAAUCCGGUGAACUUCGACCCAAAAGAGUUCACGUUUUAGUCUACCUACUUGGACACGAACUACCCUUCUUUAUCAUACGAGUCGUGGUCGUGGUGCUAAAUACUAGCAGGACGAUAUUACCUUGGAAUUAUUUAAUUUUAAUCAUGAAAAACGGGCUGUUUAGUAUUUCGUACAUGUUGCUGUUAUGUUUGUUAAACCAAGCUGCACCUGUAAGCACUCAAGCUUGAGCAACGUCA
Lingula anatina is the source of this 933-nucleotide messenger RNA. RefSeq lists its product as uncharacterized. NCBI's taxonomy places the organism in Eukaryota, Metazoa, Brachiopoda, Lingulata, Lingulida, Lingulidae. The record is from RefSeq and is a predicted model, not a curated record.